Molecule: messenger RNA, 5673 nt
Organism: Hylaeus anthracinus
Lineage: Eukaryota; Metazoa; Arthropoda; Insecta; Hymenoptera; Colletidae
Product: pH-sensitive chloride channel 2-like
Exons: 9
Coding region: 375-1901 (508 amino acids)
Biological process (GO): chemical synaptic transmission; nervous system process; chloride transmembrane transport
Cellular component (GO): synapse; membrane; neuron projection
Molecular function (GO): chloride channel activity; neurotransmitter receptor activity; transmembrane signaling receptor activity
Source: RefSeq, a predicted model, not a curated record
AUGUUAUCAGCAAUUCUUUACCACAACUUAUUGAACGUCUUUUUGCAUCAGCCGCAAAAUUAUUCUUCAUGAAAUUACCAUAUUUUACUUUUAAAAUUGUGAAGAUAUACUCAGCUUUAUAAAUGAACUCCAACUCUUCAAUACGUGUUACGAAAAACUAUAUACUUUUCUUCGAAAAUUUGGUAGUGCUAUCAAAAAAGUAAAUGCAAGAUGCAAAUUUAUCAUGAGUCACUCUGUACAUUUCGUAUGUUUACUACCAACUUAAUGUCACAUGUAGAUGUCUGAGUAUCACACUGUAAAAGAAUCGCGAGUGGGAGUAGUUGGGUAAUAUCUGGUUUCCAGUGAAUUAGUCUGAGUUUAUUAGUGAAGCAGUCAUGAUGGAACUUAAGAUGAUCUUAAGAAAAAGAGUUUGUAAUUUUGUAAUUUUUGUUUAUCUCCUACAAAUGUUACACUUAAAUACAUCUACUAUAUUGGGAAGUUGUCCAAUGUUAAGUAGCGGCAGUUCUAUGACACAAACUGAACUUUUGCAAGAAUUAACGAACGAUUGCCGUUAUGAUAAAAUGAGUAGGCCUUUUGGAGAACCUAAUGCUACAGAUCCAAUUAAAGUAUACACCAGAGCAUAUAUUUACACAAUUAAAUCGAAUAUGGCCAAAACACUGCAAUUUGAUGUACACAUGAUGUUGCAAUUUAGAUAUUUGGAUACCAGAUUGAAAUUCUCAGAGAUUGCUCCAUAUUUAAGCCAAAUAUAUGGUGGACAGCUUGCACAUGAUUUAAUCUGGACACCUUCUGUUUAUGUUUCCAAUGAACGUAGUUCAGCCAUAAUGGGAAAUGGUGUUAAAGAUUUACUUGUUUCCAUAGAUCCAUCAGGCAUGGUUGUAUUGAACACUAGGUUACAAGCUACUCUUAACUGUGGCCUUCGCUUGGAAAAGUUUCCAUUUGAUGUACAGGAAUGUCCACUUAUUUUUGAAAGCUGGACACACAAUGUGCAUGACAUGGUGCUGUAUUGGGAUGAAGAACCAAUCAUACUUGCAGAUGAAUUGCAUUUAACUGAAUACAAACUUAUUGACAAGUGGGUUAAUACAUCAGAAGUGUUUUAUGCCACAUCUCAACAACAUUAUGGUCAUUUUGCUGGCAAUUUUAGUACAAUUAGUAUAACAUUUAAACUUUCACGUGAAAUGGGAUUUUUCAUGAUGGACUAUUAUAUACCAUCUAUAUUAAUAGUAGUUAUUUCUUGGGUAUCUUUUUGGUUGCAUAUGGAUGCAAGUCCCCCACGAAUAGUUUUAGGAACAAACACUAUUUUAACAUUCAUGACUCUUGCAUCAAAAGUAGAAAAUUCUUUACCGAAAGUUUCGUAUAUAAAAGCUAGCGAAAUAUGGUUUUUAGGUUGCACCAUAUUUUUAUUUGCAGCAAUGGUUGAAUUUGCUUUCGUUAAUACAAUUUACCGGCGGAAGAAAAAUGUACCAUUAAAAAAAGUAAAUAGUAAAUACAUACUAAAAUCGACACUAACGCCAAAAUUGGCACGGAAACAAUUUCAAAAAAAUACCACAGGUCUGGAACGAUCGCGUUCUUGGUCAUCACUCGAUAAUGCAAAUACUAUUGGACAAGAUUAUUCAAGUCAAAAUUAUCUCACUGUUCACAGCUUUCCAAGUACUCUUAACAUUCCCUCUGUGAAAAUUGAUGAAGACAGAGAUCAAGAAUGCUCCGUAGAAAGCAUUACUUCCGUUAAUAGUACUCCACCGGCAAAACCUUUUUCACGAAGAGCAACUCUUGCACAAUUGCAUAAUUUUACAACAAUGACACCACAAGAAAUUGCUCAAUGGAUUGAUAGACGUAGCAGAAUAGUCUUUCCUGUUGCUUUUAUCAUAUUUAACAUUCUUUACUGGUCUUUUAUCUGGAUAUAAAAAUCUGGUAAUAAAAUUAAAUAUACUUGACCGGUUAAAUCAUAUAUUUUUUUAAUAGUUGACGUGGAAGUUAUUAAAAAAUUUAAAAAAAGAAAUGUGAAUUGUAUAAUUUACAUUCAUUUCGUAAAUUCAAAUAUUGAAUUUAAAGUGUUUAUUUCUUCAUUGCGCUUUUUAUAUUAUUUAGUCAUUGUUUAGUUAUGUAAUAUAACAAAAGUUGUUUUAUACAACACAAAGGUAGAUUUCGUAGAGAUUUAGUGAUGGAAAAUCUACUACAAAAAGAUUUUGGUAAGAAUGCGUGUAUUCAAACAGUCUGUAUAUAUAUGAAGCUAUGGCAGAAAAGAGUACUUUUACCUGCUCUAUAUGCAGAAUCCGAGGCACGAUGUACGGUAAAGUGAAACUAUUUGUUUUUGUAUUUGGGAAGCAGAAGAUAUGUGUCUACAGAUUGGAGCAAGGGGGUAGAGAUAGAAAGAAUAAAGACAAUGUUGGUGGUCUUAAAUGGCCAUUUAAUGUAGGUUAAGUUUCUACAUUUAAUAACUGACAUCAUAAUCAUUGCAUGUAAAAAUAUGUAAAUUCACUUGAUGCCACUGUUAUUGCACCAACAAAGUCAAAAAUAUUUUUUGUCGCCAGUCAUGUCUUCAUUGUUAAUAGUUUUCCUAUAAAUAAUAAUAAAAAUGUCAAAUAAAUCAUCAAAAUGUAUAAUACAGUUCCUACAGGUAUACAAAGAAUAUCUACGCGUGUGCAAUCGUAAACUUCCAUCAUAUACCAUCAUCAUCAUCAUCAUCAUUAUGUAUGCAUGAGUAUUAUCCAUGCUUUCAUUUCUUUUCAAUAUUUUUUGUAAUUCUAAAGAUCUAAUUUAUAUUACCAUGUUGAAUCCUCCACCAGAAAUUUAUAGAAACGUAAAUUUGCGUCACUAAUAGUGGCACCACAGGGUAUCCUAUAUAAAAUAACCCGACGACGCCCAAUAUGUUCCAUCCAGUACAUGAUGAUCACGCGGUCAUAUUUGCCAACAAUUGGUUUAGAUGAUACACGAUUAAAAACAACAAAUUUUUAAUGAUAAACAGUGCAUUAAUAAUAACAUUAUUGGUAUUUGUUAGAGAACUAUAAUCAACAAGAUAGUAUCGAAAAAGCUUUAUUUAUGACACAAUCUCAUGAGGACAUAUAAACAGAGCGUAGCAAUAUAUGUAUAUGAUGCAAUUGUAUGUCAGGAUUAUAAUUACAAUGCAAUUCUCUUCGUAAAAAUGGUUAUGCAUUAAAAACCCCUAAUUCUUUUAGCUUUUCUUGAUGCAUUCAUUAUUUACAUUUUAUAUUUUAUUAUGUUCUUUUAUGUCAUUCUACAUAAUUGUCUUCAAGUACAUAGAACUAAUCAAAUGUAUAGUACAAAAUGUAUCCUCAUGAUUUGAAUCAAGAAAUUAAAAAGUUUCAUUUGAAUAGAAGUCACAGAUAUGUUAGUGUUAUUCCUAUAUUUUUGUACACUAUGGAUUCUAUUUAAAUUUAUUUGUAUGUGAUAUUACAUUCUGUCGUUAUUAUGUUUUACAUUAAGACCUAAUUAUUGCGUUUGAGGUUUUCCUAAUACAUUAUUCUUAAUUUCUUGUAGCAAAGUAUAAAAAUAAGAAUGAAUUGUAAUUACUCUGUAACAGUAUUCAAAAAGUUCAAUAGGAGUUCAGAUUAUUUUAAUUUUUUAAAGAAAUAGUCAGUUAUAAUGUAAGUGUUAGCUUAUUUCUACAUUUCAAUAUUUAUAUAUAUAAUCUUAAUCUGGGAAUGCAAAAUGUUAAAUAAUUAUUCUAAAUAACUUCAUUAACCUGUAUCAUACAUUUUAAAUACAUACAUUAAUUUACUAAUAAUUAUAUGUGCAAAAUAGGUAUAGUUCUAUACAUAUUCUUCAUAUGAGCAUGUUACACAAUAAUAAACAAAGUCUUUUAAGAAAUUUAUAUUUUCAUGCAAUAUAUAUUAAGAAUUCAGCCUGAUUUGAUCAACCUUAUUACAAAAUUAAUGACACACCAUACAUAUGUUUAAUAUACAAUAUAUCUUAUACCUUGAAUGAUUGAUUCAAGAAGCUUUCGUCAAAGUUCAUUAUAUUCCUUUUAUGAAGUGUCAGCUGUUAUUAAAAUAGUGUUUUUGUUCAUUUUAGAUAUUGUAAUAUCAAUUUUACAGAUCUAUUGAAUCACAGAAACAAAUGUUGUAAUAAAAAGGCAUGAAACAUUAAUUAACUGAAUAUAAUUUAGUUAUUAUUUAAAACAAUUCAAGUUUAUUAAUAGUGUAAAUAGUAUUCCUAUACUACAUUGCACUUAAAUUCGAAUAAUUUUUCAUUUUUAAUAAACAGGAUAAUUUACUAACACUUUAUUACAAUACAGUAACUAUUAUAAAUUGACUUUUUUUUUUAAUCACAACGUAAUACAAGAAUAUUAAUAUGUAUCAAUAUUUUAAUAGCAAAAUUUGUAUACUGUAUGAUCAAAAUCCUACAUACACAAUCUAUAUAACACAUGUAUCUGAAAAGUGACACAACUCAACAAUAAUUUAUAAAUACCACCAGGAAGAAGUUAAGUAAAUAUUUCUCUAGUAGUCACCAGAAGUAAAUCAUUUCAACUCGUGAUUUUGUGAAUGUGUAGACAAAAGUGAUGUUUAUGUAGGUUUGAUUAGGUUUGUACCCACUUAAUAAAACUUGCAUUUUUUAUUUAUGUCACGUUUCAAAUAUAUAUGCGAUUAUCUUUAUUAAGCUUCAUAUCGAUGUUUAUGUACCAUCUAAUAUUGGUUAAUUAAUAGAAUUAAUAAAAACGAGUUUUCCUAUUUUGCGAGGCAGAUAUAACCUUAUUUAAAAAUUGAAAAAGUUGUAAGUUGUGAUAUUCUAAAAUCCUCAAAAGUAUUGUAUAUUAAAUACAUCAAAUAUUACAAAUGGACAGUAAUAUAAUUUUGUUAUUAUUAAAUAUCGCGAUACUUUUAAUUAAUUAUUUUUAAUAAUUUUGGAAGUAUUUAAGACUUUGAUUAUACAAAAUACUUACACUUACAAAUACUUAGGAUGUCAUUUUACGCAUGCAUGCGUAUAAAUGAUAACUGGAUACGCGAUAAAGAAAAUUAUGUUAGUGACAUACGAGAAAAAUAUAAUUAUGAUUUCUCCAUUAAAUGCUUCAAAAGAUAUAUAAUGAUAUUGUAAUAAUUCACUAUACUUCAUUUGAAUUAAAUAUGAAUACAAUCAUUUUUAAAUAUUGAAAUACAAAGAGAUACUUCAAAUGUAUUAAGAUAAUUAAGAAGACUUUGAUUUGCAAAUUCUUAAAUAUAUUUAUUUAAAUCGUUUAUUGUAAAUUCUAUACAAAUGUAUCAAAUUCUAAAAAGUAUUAAUUCAAACUAAACUUGUCAAUGCAACACAUUUUUAUACUUUUGGGUAUCAGUAAAUACAUAAACUAAUUUGAAAAGAAGACAACUGACAUGUAUCACAAUCUGAAUAACAAAAACACUGACAAUAUUAAAAGGAAAAAUCAUUAUCAUUCGUAUUACUUGUAUAACACUUUAAUAUUUUACUUUAAUAUAUUAAAAAGUUCCUAGUUAAAAAAUCUCGAAAAUUAUGUAGAACGUUUCUCAAUAAAUUAUUCAAAUAAAUAAAAUUUUAAAAGAAAAUGCAAUAGUUUUACAAUUUAAGAAAAUAUUAACAUCUUCCUAUUUCAUUAUUGGGUAAAUUGGAAUUACAGAAAAAUAAAUUUUAAAAUUAAAUUCAUGAAAUAAAUGAAUUACAUUGGAACAUUUAAAUAGAACAAUAAGAAUAGAACAAAAUACAAAAUAA